CUUUUGCAUACCGCAUAAUCAUAAUCGCGCUCCCCUAAAAAUCGACGCGUGUAGUAAUUAGCUUGAAACAGCACUAGUAAUCUUGUAUAGUGAUUUUUAGUGUUGCAAUAUGUGGGUAGUGUUACGAACAGUUUUCUUAAUUGUGUAUAGUUGAUAUUGGCAUGUUUUAUUACUAAAAUAGUUAAUAAUUUGGAUAAAUAUACAUACUGCGUUAAAAAAUAAUAAUUAAUUAUAAUCUAAUUAAUGUUUUUAAAUUGGUUCAAAAGUGUGAUGAAUUUAGAUUAACUUGCUAAAGUUUCGCUUUGAAGAAAAAUACGUUCUCAGAAAGAACCCAAAAGUAUUAGUGAUUAAUGAUUACAAAUAAAAACAAUCAGUGUGGUUCAAAACAAUGUUUCUAGUGUUAGCCUGAAUAAAACCAGUGAAUUACUUGUUACGCAUACGACUAAAAUAGAAGGAUUACUUAAAAAAGUGAGUGUGAUGUAAGAAAAAUUGCGAGUUUGGUUCUUUUAAGGAGAUAUUUCGCAUCCAUCAUCUGUUGCCGCGAACGGCCACGCAGUACCACUUAAAGAAAACGGUUCUCCGGAGCCCCGGAACCUCGAGCGCGCCGCUCUCGUUAGUCACUCGGUGCAUAUUAUCAUUUUCGCGUCGGGCCAACCGACUUGCCACACUAAUUCUCAUCACCACAGCGCUUUUACAGGAAAAUACAUCCGAUUUUAUACACGUAUUUUCGGUUAAAUCUAUACCGUUAACAAUUUUAUUUAUUUUCAAGUACUUCAGGAAUAGUUUCGAUCUUUACAGUCACUUUACUGGAAAAUAUAGCAGGUUUUCUUUGUAUAUUUUCGGUUAAUUUUGUACCGUUGUUAGAAAAAAAAAUCUUGAACCUUAUCGGAACUAGUUUUUUUCUUUAAAGUCACUUUACUGGAAAAUACAUCCAUUUUCCUCUGAGUACCAUCGGUUUAUAUUGUACCGUUUUCAAAACUAUACCAUUCCUCGACCUCAUCAUGGUUCAAAAUGCUGAAGUGGGUCCAGCGCCAAUCUUUCCGAUGUCCUCCGCGAUCCAGAGAUUCGGAUAGAGCAAUUAUCGAGGGUUCGGAUCCCAGGGUGGCAACGUGUCGUGGAAAGCUACAAAAUCGUCGUUCCAAGCUGAACCAGGAGAUCAACAAGGAGCUGAGGCUGAGAGCUGGAGCUGAGAACCUGUUCAAAGCGACGACAAACAAGAAAUUGAAAGAAACAGUAGCUGUAGAGCUGAGUUUUGUUAAUUCCAACUUGCAACUGCUCAAAGAACAAUUGGCUGAGCUGAAUUCUUCCGUGGAAUUGUAUCAGAGUGAUAGUACAAAUGCGGUGAUGCCCAUGAUACCUCUAGGCUUGAAAGAAACCAAAGAAAUCGAUUUUAGGGACCCCUUCAAAGACUUCAUCUUAGAACAUUACAGCGAAGACUCCGAUGCCUACGAAGACGCCAUAGCUGACUUUAUGGACACGAGGCAAGCCAUGAGGACACCUCUACGCGAUACUACCGGAAUAGGACUACUUUUUCGAUACUACAAUCAACUUUACUAUGUCGAAAGGCGGUUUUUUCCACCAGAUAGGUCACUAGGAAUAUAUUUCGAGUGGUUUGACUCUUUAACUGGAGUACCAUCUUGUCAACGGACUGUAGCUUUCGAAAAAGCUUGCGUCCUGUUCAACAUGGGUGCUAUCUACACCCAAAUAGGUGCCAAGCAAGAUAGAUCGACUGCAAAAGGACUGGAUGCAGCCGUGGAUAACUUCCUUCGUGCAGCAGGUACUUUUAGGUAUAUCCACGAAAACUUUACCAACGCUCCUUCUAUGGACUUGGGUCCAGAGAUUCUGGAGAUGUUGGUCCAGUUGAUGUUGGCCCAAGCUCGAGAGUGUCUCUUGGAGAAACUUCAACUUCAGUCUGAGGAGAACAGGACGAUAGAUAUUUGUCUGGAUCUAGCUCAGGAAGCUGCGGAAUUAGCUGAGUGCUAUGGACAUGUUCAUGAUUUAAUUUCCCACGAAGCUGUACAUGAUUACGUACCUUACAGUUGGAUCUCUCUCACCCAAGUGAAAAGGGAGUUCUACACUGGUCAAGCUCAUUGCCACGCUGCCACAGGUAUUCUUCACCCAGAAUCCUCCCAUAUGUCACCGACCACCAAAGAAGUACUCCAAUUCCUGCAUACGCAGAGCGACUCUACCCAGCUAGAGAUAAACACGCCUCAAGAGGAACACGAACGAAGAACUUUGGGCAGGGCACACCUUAGAGAGGCUCUAGUACUGCAGGAAGAAUGCCAGAGGCAGCAUCGCAUGUGCAGGGAACUCCGGGGUAAGCAUGCACUCGCAGCUGUGCUGAGGAACGCUCACAAAAGGGCAUUGCACGCUUACACUGCCACGGAGACUGAAGAUGAUUUCAGUGAUAUGCUGGAUCCACCGGGAAUACAACCUUCUACGAAGUUCCAGCUGUCUCUAACUGCACCAGACUUUGCUCAAUACCGAGUCACAGAUCUGUUUCGCUCGCUGGGCCCCAUAGCGAUAUUCUCGGCCAAAAGACACUGGUCAGCACCUCGUGUAGUCCAAUUGAGAAGAAACCGACCAGAUGAAGGUUUUGGCUUCUCAGUCAGAGGAGAUGCACCAGUUGUGGUCGCCGUGGUGGAACCAGGAUCCCUUUCUGAGUUUGGUGGAGUCAAAGAAGGCGAUUUUGUCGUUGCCAUUGGAGAAAAAGACGUCAAAUGGGCUUCGCACGAAGAAGCGGUUGCUCUGAUCAAAAGUGCAGGCGAUUCUUUGGUGUUGAAACUGGUCACGCCGAUGGAUCGGAAUUUCCUGAAGUCUGGCAAAUCGGGAAAGGGAUCUGUGUCCACUAGGAGUAGCAGUGGAUCGUCCAGUUGUAUGUCCAGUCCCGCGGGAUCUGUGACGCAACACAACGGUUCCAAAGCGGGGUUGUUAGUCUCUGGGGCAAAACUGAAUUGGAACCCGUUCAAAAGGAACCAUUCGACUAGUCGCGAAGGAAAGGAUUUCUUAGAAAACGUUAUUCUGAGAUAAAAAAAAAUAAUUAUGUACUUUGUUUUUUUUUCUGGUGGUACAAAUGAUUCUGUAUUAACACUAAACAAAUUCUAAGCAAACAGUGUUUGGAAUUCGUUCAGUGUUCUUUGUCUUUGUAUAAUGUUUGCAUUUAAAUAAGAGAUGUAAAUAGACUGUUUUAAAUUAAAAACUUAAGUAAAAAAACUAUAUAGUUUGUAAAGUUUAAAUUAUCUAGUCUUGUAUUUCUUUCACUCUUUGUUUCGUCUUCUCGCAGAGAAUAAAUUUCAAAAUCUUUCAUUUACUCUCAUUCUGCUGUCUAUAUUGUAUGCUACAUCCAAAUAUGAGAUUGUAAAAACUUAUUUAUAUAAAAAUAAUGAUUUAAUAAGAAUGAAAGUUGUAGUGUGGAUCCAGCUCGAGUUAUUAUUUAUUACAAAUUUUAUCGUUAAUGUAUUAUUUAAUAUAUUUUUAGUAUUUUAUAUACGUAAGUUUGUAGUUUUAAGUGAACAUUGUUGUGUACAGAUAUGCAAAAUAUAAUUAUUUCUACGAUAA
Molecule: messenger RNA, 3558 nt
Organism: Sitophilus oryzae (rice weevil)
Lineage: Eukaryota; Metazoa; Arthropoda; Insecta; Coleoptera; Curculionidae
Gene: Rhp
Product: rhophilin-2
Exons: 8
Coding region: 1012-3030 (672 amino acids)
Biological process (GO): signal transduction; negative regulation of stress fiber assembly
Molecular function (GO): protein binding
Source: RefSeq, a predicted model, not a curated record